Molecule: messenger RNA, 1607 nt
Organism: Brassica napus (rape)
Lineage: Eukaryota; Viridiplantae; Streptophyta; Magnoliopsida; Brassicales; Brassicaceae
Exons: 3
Coding region: 398-1318 (306 amino acids)
Source: RefSeq, a predicted model, not a curated record
AUAGCUUGCUAUCUGGGCUUCUACGAGUCGCCCAUGCGUUGCACCAUUGCACGGGCUGGCUCAACCCGCCAAUAAUCCAGUUAAAUUUUUGUAAAGUGGCUUCUAUGCCUCUCUUUGAAUAACUUUGUCUUCUGUUUGAGCCCUAUCAAUCAGUUAAUUAAUCCAAUAUCAAUCAAGUCAAUUCACAAACUAUUGGCCAAUUGUUUAAAAAAAAUACAAAGAGCAUGUCUGCACGUUAGCAUGUCCCACUCCUGGGUGGACUUUGGACAAUACUUGGUCGGCUUUAGAUCUCAUCUCUUCUUUCCCGCUUUCUUAUCUCAUAGGUUGACACUCUCACGUUGACCAUAAAUCAAAAACACCGCAAGUUUUGAAUCGAAGAUUUGGGAUAAGAGAGAGGAUGGUGGAGAGAACGAUGAGUCUAGGUGUGGGAGUCAACAAAGAAACCAUGCGAGCGCAGCAGGAGCUUCUUCAGAAGAUCACUCAUGAGCUCGACGCUGAACGGGAAGCCUCUUCAACAGCAGCUUCAGAGGCCUUGUCAAUGAUUCUACGCCUCCAGGGAGAGAAAGCAGCGUUGGAGAUGGAGACUAGUCAGUACAAGAGAAUGUCCGAGGAGAAGAUGUGCCACGCUGAGACUUCUCUGACGCUCUUCGAAGAUCUGAUUUACCGCAAGGAAAUGGAGAUGGCGUCUCUUGAGUUUCAGGUUCAGGCUUACAGAUGCAAACUACUCAGCCUCGGCUGCGCUGAUGUACAGGCCGAGGAGAAGAAAGGUGUUGAGAGUAGUUCUUUAUCUCCUCGUCAAGACUUGAACGCGUGUUGGGAAGAGAUCAGAAGAAUAGACGAUCAUGUGAGAGAGGUUUCGGAGUCGAGAGAUGUUGCCAAGGGAUCUAAAUGGCAUUUGCUUAGGCGUGAGUCUAUUUCACAUGCAUUGGUUUCGCAGGUGAGUAAUACUAUCCUAGAGUCAGCCAAGAGUGAUGUCAGUUCGAUUAUGGAGAUGAUCAAAAACCCUGAAAGGUUCACUGCUUCAGACGAGGUUCCAAGGACCAAGGAGAGCCUUACAAUCAUCUCGGAAGAAAGAAAUGUUGGAGGCAAGAUGGUGAGUAGUGAUUACAAAAGAAAUGUGAGUAAGCCGCCAAAAGAUACGAGCAUUGAGGCAGAGCAUAUGAGUUUGCUAAAGGAGAUUAGAGAGCAGAUUAAUGAAAUGCAGUCAGAGAUGAGAAGUUUAAGAUCAGAACUGCAUCAAACUCGACUUGUUUCUCAUUGUGAGGAGGAUCGAGCCAUUAACUCAAUUCAAGAGGCCAUGAUUCACUUCUGGCUUUAGAAGCUACAUUGCAGCCAGGGGUGAAGCUAGACAAUUUAUCUAGUGGGUGCACUAUCAUUAAUAAAACAUAAAAUGAAAAGAAGAAGGAAUCGAACCCAGAUUAAUGUGGGUGCACAACCUCACUUUUCCAUUUGAUCCAACAGAUUCUAUUUGUUUUCUUUAGCUAAAUUAAAACUAUAUAUAAUAAUUACGGGUGCACAUGCCUCCAUAAUGUAUAGCCUGGUUUCGCCCCUGAUUGCAGCGUGGUUCUAGUUUCAUAUUCUAAGAUAUUUAACCUUCCAAGAGUAAA